CAUUGUUUAUGGAAUCUUUUGACAUUGACGAGUUUAUUGUAUAGUAAAAUAAAAUACAACUGCCAAACAGACAGAAGUUACAAAAUUUUUCGUGAUGCAAUUAUAUUGGAAAAAUGAGUACGUACGAUGAUUGCAAAGAAUAUUUAUCUAGGGCAGUAACCACUACCACAAUACCGCGCUUAGGAGAAGUCAGUGAAAUCGUUCAUUCUAACAAUCAAAGUCAUAACAUGGACGAUCUAGAUUUAGGAAGUAGCAGCACAUCAAACCUGCUCAAUUGUAGACAGUACGGGUCAGAAGUAUCAAAAAAAUUGACUUAUGAGAUAUUAAAAAGGUAUACUCAAGUCGAUCCUCUAUUUAUGUUCGACAAACAUGUGACAAAUCCUGAUAAUGCCACGGAAAACAAACCGCAGAAAGCUGUAGAUAUCGAUUUCAAGGAUAAAAGAUCCGACAACAGUUCUACUGUUACUUCUGUACGGCGUAGAAUAUCUAAAGGUAUCCAAUAUGAAAUGCCUUCAGAGACGGAGGUUCGCUCUUAUCACUAUUCUCGUUCAAACAGUGUAUGUAAUGUCGAAGUACCAAAUAGAUAUAGUUCUAGACAAUUCUGUAUGAAUUAUACUAGCCUACACAACAUGAAAGAAAAGAAACAAGCAGAAAAGAUGACCUAUUGUCGCCCUGUUAAUAACUAUUACAAUGAAGAAUUAAUUUUCAAAAGUGCUGAAAGAAACCGACGGCUUCAGAAACUAGUCAGAAAGAUGACAGUAGUUCGUGAGCGUGAAAAACAGGUAAAUGCUUGGAAUAACUACAUAAAUGAGCUUCGACACAAGCAUGGUUACCAUGAAACCCCGAGAAAUAUCCCAAUGCCUCUCAUAACUCCAACAAAUUCAGGUCCAGAACUCAUUGAAGACUAUUACAGAACUAAUUUUAAGUGCCAACAAUCUAACCAUUGCAAAAAUCUGUUAAAAGAUUUUUAUGAACCUUGUACCUCUACACAAACGAAUUAUUACGAACAUAUUAAUCCUGAGUAUUAUGGAAGCAUGAACCUUGCCUGCCUCAAAUAUCCAAUAGAAAGAAGUGAGAGCUACGCUGCUCCUCAUCUUAUUUUGAAAAGGGAUAGGUCAAAUCAAUGUGGAAGUAUAUAUUACAGACAACAGAUGGCUGAAAAUGCAAACGGGAAUACUAUAUUAGUAGACACACAAUAUAGUCACGCUGGAGAAAAUUCAAAAAGAACUAGCAAAUCUACAGUUGUGUAUAGAAAAAAAAUACCUCGUUUAUUUAAAACUUCAUCGAUACAAACUAAUCUCAAAUUAUUGCCUAUAAAAAAGCAACAAAGCGUAGAAAAUAAUGCAAAUAAUAAUGUAGUAGAUAAUAUACUUAAGGUAACAAAGCAUGUGGAUGUUAAGCAAGAACAGAGGCUAAGGUCUUUUGAAUGCAUUGAAAACAAACUAGAUGUUUUAAUAAAAUCUGUAAACACUUUGAUAUCAGAAGUUAGAAAACCAGAAUCACGAGAUUCCAGCUUUGCUAAUAAUAAUAGAAUGUCUGUAUCCCGAAGCGUUGAAACUGUUCGAUUGCCGAAUACUGAGACAUUUAGCGGAGGCUCUGCUAAUAGUGUUACCAAUAUACCAAUAGGAUACAAGUCACCAAAAAUAUUUUACAGCUCUGGAGUUUCAAAACUAGAUAAUAUUAUUGUGGAAGAACUGAAUAAAAGCAAUGAAAUUAAAAGAGAUAUAGAAAAUAUUUUGAAUGGCGAUAUACAAAAGUCCUGUUCUGUGCAAAUCAUCAAUGAUUUUAUACCAACAAGAGAUCGAUCGACUGAGGUGACCAAUUCUCUUGAAACGAAAGCACACAAUGGGACGAUACGUAGUUCCUCGCCGGACCAGAGUAUGACGAUAGCUGUCAACACGGACCCUCUGGGGCUGCAAGCUCUUCUGAGAAUAUCUAAAGAAACUGUUAAGAAUGUCUUGUCGUUCAUGCAGAAUAUUCCUUACCAGAAUUUACUCCAACUUCCAUUGAUACCAUUGCAGAAUAAUGCAUCACCUUUUAUUUGCAGUAUUUGUGGUGCGAUAUUUAUGACAACGACUCAAUUGACUGAGCACAUUCACAGCCAUGUCAGAAACAGACAUUGUUGCGUGUGUCGUCAUAUCACGGGCGUCAUAUCUGAAGCCCAAAACCCACGUCGGUUGUUUUUCUGCGAAUUCUGUGGCAAGCCAUUCUCCAGGGCGUAUUGCUGUGAGCUUCAUCAGCAGAGUUGUGCCAAGCGGUUGGGCAGACUUCGAGAUGUCACAUCAAGUCUUGUGCUGCUCAGGUAGACAGUCACUGUUCCAGUGACUCAUGACAAUAUGUAUUCUACUUCUAAUUGUUAUGUUUUCCAGUUUCAUAUCAUCAUCUUCCUAUAAUCUAUUUUUUAUCUACAUAUGCUCUCGCUAACUUUCAAAUAAUUUUCCCAUUUCAAGUUGUAAAAUUAUUCCCUAACAUUAGGUCCAAUUAUUUUAUUUUAUAUUAUUUUUAUUUAUUGAGGCAAUAGAAUACUAUUAUUUCACGUGCACAGUAAGUCAUUAUUGCAAAUCUUUUUUAAUUUAUAUAAUAUUGUAAUGGCGUUUACUGUUUCAGCUUUUGGUAUUUACGAUUUUAAUAUACGAAUAUAUUGUGUACGUUCUUGUAUGUGUUUAUUUAAUGUGUUGUCCUGUGGAAUGUCAAAUAAAGCGCUGAAUUUUAUUGUGACUGCACGUC
Messenger RNA from Plodia interpunctella (Indianmeal moth), 2727 nucleotides. RefSeq lists its product as uncharacterized. The record is from RefSeq and is a predicted model, not a curated record. The coding region runs from base 114 to 2306 and encodes 730 amino acids. Lineage: Eukaryota; Metazoa; Arthropoda; Insecta; Lepidoptera; Pyralidae. The transcript is spliced from 2 exons.